AUGCCAGUUUACGGCAAUAUUGAGCAGUUCGACGGCGACGCUUCUGCGUGGACUGACUACCGGGAAAGGAUUCAGCAGUACUUCGAAGCUAACAAUGUUGCUCAGGACAAGCAACGCGCUGUCUUUUUGACAUGCUGUGGAAAGCAGACAUAUACGUUACUUCGGAGCCUGCUUGCGCCUGCUGCACCGUCCGCCACGGCACUUCCCGCCAUCCUGGAGGCAUUGGAUAAUCAUUACUCUCCAAAGCCGUCACAAGUGGUCGCUCGCUACAAGUUCAACACAAGGGUUCGUCAAGAAGGCGAAGCCGUAAGUGAUUUCAUUGCUGCGUUGAACAGAUUGUCGGAUGAUUGCGAAUUCGGCACAUUUCGGGACAGUAUGCUACGUGAUAGAAUUGUGUGUGGCAUUAAUGACGCCCAAAUGCAGACACGCCUACUCGAAGUGCCAGAUCUUACCCUAGCCAUUGCAAAGAAGACUGUUGUCGCAAUUGAAGCUGCACGAAACGAUUCCAGAACGCUGUCCACACAAUCCGAGGGCACAGCUGCGAAUUUUGUGAAGAAUAAGUCGACAGGAAUAACGUGUUACCGCUGCGGUGAUAAGCAUUUGGCGACACAGUGCCGACAUCGUAACACAGUUUGUCAUGGCUGCGGGAAGAAAGGUCACCUGGCGAAAGUUUGCCGAGGAAAAGCAAACAAGAAGAAAGAACAGGUGGAAGACAAGAAAAAGUCUGACAAAAAGAAACCAGUACAUGCCGUUGAAGAUCCAUCUGAAGACGAAGAAGAAGCUACUUCUGUGUCUCAAGUGUUCGAUCUCUGGAAUGCGUCGGAUCGAAGCGAUCCGUUUCGCGCGCACGUCGUCCUUGAUGGUGUUCCGUUGGAAAUGGAACUCGAUACAGGUGCUGGAGUAUCUAUCAUCGGUGAAAAUGUUCUGCGCAAGGUUCUUCCCCAUGCAAAGCUUGAGACUUCCAACGUACUGUUGCGAAGCUAUUCUGGUGAACUAACUCGUGUGAGAGGAUGCGUGAACGUUCAAGUGAAGUUCCGUGACAAGCAGGAGUGCUUACCGCUCUACGUGGCGCCGGGUUCUUGCCCAAAUCUUUUCGGCCGCACUUGGAUGAAAGCUUUUGGCAUGGCUCUGACAGCAGAGGACACACACGUCUGCGUGGUCUCAACUGUUGAGGACAUUAUUGCUAAGCAUCAAGACGUUUUUUCAGACACUUUGGGUACCCUGAAGGAUGUCACAGCGAAACUACAAAUUCAGGACGGCGCACGCCCAAGAUUCUUUAAAGCGCGUGCAGUACCGUUUGCUCUUCAAGACCGAGUCGCCGAGGAGCUACAACGCAUGCAGCGUGAAGGCAUUAUCGAACCAGUAAAGACGUCUGAAUGGGCCGCGCCCAUUGUUCCUGUCGUCAAACGCGAUGGACGUGUAAGAAUUUGCGGUGAUUUCAAGAUUACCGUAAAUCCCGUUGCCGUACCUGAGAAGUAUCCGAUUCCAAGGGUUGAGGAACUGUUCGCUAAGCUGUCAGGAGGAAAGAAAUUCAGUAAGCUUGACCUCAAGGAUGCUUACCAACAAAUACUGCUGGACGAAGAGUCCAAGAACCUGGUGACCAUCAACACUCAAAAAGGGUUGUAUCGGUACGUAAGGCUACCGUUCGGUGUUUCUACGGCACCAGCGUUAUUUCAACGAAUAAUGGAAAACCUGCUGCAAGAUCUGCGUGGCGUCGUGGUUUACUUCGACGAUAUCCUUGUCACUGGAAAGGAUGACGACGAUCACAAGAAGAACUUGGAUAUUGUACUGCGAAGGCUUGAAGAGGCUGGACUACGAUUGAAACUUGAAAAGUGCAUUUUUAUGGCCCCUAGGGUGCACUAUUUAGGUCACAUAAUCACGGAAGCGGGGUUACAUCCUGAUCCAAAGAAGGUAGAAGCUGUGACGAAGGCGCCAGCGCCAACGAAUGUGAAAACGUUGCAGAGCUACCUGGGGCUAGUGAACUAUUACAGGAAGUUCUUGCCUGAUUUGUCGACAGUACUGCAUCCUCUAAACAAGUUACUGGGAGCAAAUGCGCCAUGGGCUUGGGGCACCGAGCAGCAGCUCGCUUUCCAAAAAAGUAAGGACCUCCUAACGUGUGCUAGGGUCCUAGCUCACUUUGAUCCCAAGAAACCUUUGGUGUUGGUAUGUGAUGCAUCGCCUUAUGGCGUGGGUGCUGUUCUUGCGCACCGUGAACUGUCAGGUGAAGAGCUUCCUAUUGCAUAUGCGUCAAGGAGCUUAAUGCCAGCAGAAUGUAAUUACAGCCAACUCGAUAAAGAGGCUCUGGCCGUAAUUUUCGGCGUUCUGAGGUUUCAUCAAUACCUCUGGGGUCAUUCAUUCGUAAUAGUGACCGACCACAAGCCACUGUUGGGACUUUUAGCGCACGAUAAGCCUGUACCUAAUAACUGUUCACCCAGGCUUCUUCGCUGGGCCCUGACGUUAUCAUCUUACCGCUACGAGUUGGUCUAUCGACAGGGAAGCCGCAUCGCACAUGCCGAUGGACUGAGCAGAUUGCCACUACCUACUGAGGCUCUUCCAGUGGAACGACCAGCAGAGGUGUUCCUGUUGGAAGGAGUCUACCCAACUGUUUUAUCCGCAAAGGUAGUCGCUCAAGCCACGUCAAGAGACGUCAUUGCAUCCAACGUUCGCCACAUACUGUUGUCAGGCGGCAAAUUACCUGACGUCACUGACUACAGGCCUUACCAAAGGCGUUUUGAUCAACUGACCGUGCAGGAUGACUGUAUACUUCUCGGAAAUCGUGUUGUCAUUCCUCAAGAGCUACGUGCAAAGGUUCUCGACUUGCUUCAUGAGAGCCACCCUGGUGUCACAAAAAAUGAAGGCUGUGGCCCGCAGUCACGUCUGGUGGGAUACACUGGACGAAGAUAUUGCUGCGAGGGCCCUUUUAAGGGUCAUUACAUCUUCAUCCUUGUGGACGCAUUUUCCAAGUGGGUAGAAGCCGAAGUUGUUCCAUCACCAUCCGCGGAAGCUACUAUUUCUUGUCUACGUUCUAUAUUUGCGAGGCAUGGACUGCCCGAUCUCGUAGUGUCGGAUAAUGGACCAGCAUUUGUAUCAGCAAAGUACACAGAAUUUCUGAAGCGGAAUGGAGUAAGAAAAGUCCUAAUUCCUCCAUAUCACCCAGCAUCGAAUGGGGCUGCUGAAAGGGUUGUUCAAACAAUUAAGAACAAGCUUAAGAAGGCAAGCACAGGUGAUUUCAAGACGCAGCUAUCCCGCGCACUAUUCAGCUAUCGAACAACGCCGCACGAGAUAACCGGUGCAUCUCCAGCAGAACUCUUGUGCGGAAGAAAACUCAGGACCGCUCUGGAUAAUCUCCAUCCGGACAUGCGCACCGCAGUGCUUCCGUCUAUCGUCCUGGGGAUUCAGUGUUCGCAAGAAAUUUUCGACCUGGACCAACUUGGGUCCCUGCUGUUGUCACAAAAGCACAAGGACAGUCGUCUGCUGUUGUACAGCUACCUGGGGGAGUUAUUUCCACCAGGCACCAAGACCAUCUACGAAGGGAUGCACAGCGAUCAGAAUCAUCAUCAGACAGCGACGCUGAAACAGCACAGUCGCAGUUGUCACCGAGUGUACCACCAGCUGAUUUUCAACCUGAUAUCGUGGAGAAUCGUGGGUCAUGUCCAGACGGCAGCAGCACUUCAAGUGAUAGUGCGGUGA
Ornithodoros turicata is the source of this 3690-nucleotide messenger RNA. RefSeq lists its product as uncharacterized. The record is from RefSeq and is a predicted model, not a curated record. The transcript is spliced from 3 exons. Bases 1 to 3690 code for a protein of 1229 amino acids. Gene Ontology annotation, molecular function: zinc ion binding; nucleic acid binding. NCBI's taxonomy places the organism in Eukaryota, Metazoa, Arthropoda, Arachnida, Ixodida, Argasidae. Gene Ontology annotation, biological process: DNA integration.